AUGAAGAUACACUACAUCGGCAUAAUCAAAAAUGAAGGUAAACCUUGCCACGAACUGGUCGCUGAGAAGGAUUUGAGUGCCUACUCCCGCUUCACGAGGAACAACUACGCUGAAUUCAUGACUCUCUUCAGCAAAACUGUUGCCGAGCGCACACGGCCAGGUCAACGACAAGAUGUUGAGGAACAAGAUUAUACGUUUCAUGCCUAUGGCCGCAGUGAAGGUGUUUGUGGCAUCAUUAUUAGCAAUCACGCGUAUCCUGCCCUUGUCGCGCAUCAGCUUCUCUCUAAGGUGCUAGAUGAGUUUUUGGCCUUACAUCCUCGGUCCGAAUGGGCUGCCAGCGCUCCGACGCUUUCGUUUCCCGCUCUCAAGGAUUAUAUUGUCAAGUAUCAGGAUCCACAACAAGCAGACAGUAUCAUGAAGAUACAAAAAGAGUUAGACGAGACAAAGAUCGUUCUCCACAAGACAAUUGAGAGCGUUUUACAGCGUGGUGAAAAAAUUGAUGAUUUGGUGGCCAAAAGUGAUGGCCUAAGUGCUCAGAGCAAGAUGUUUUACACACAAGCAAAAAAGCAAAAUAGCUGUUGUGUUCUGAUGUGA
Messenger RNA from Blumeria graminis f. sp. triticale, 594 nucleotides. The record is from the annotation of a GenBank genome assembly. Lineage: Eukaryota; Fungi; Ascomycota; Leotiomycetes; Helotiales; Erysiphaceae.